Molecule: messenger RNA, 179 nt
Organism: Racocetra persica
Lineage: Eukaryota; Fungi; Glomeromycota; Glomeromycetes; Diversisporales; Gigasporaceae
Source: the annotation of a GenBank genome assembly
AUAAAAAUGAAGACGUGCAAGGUUGCAAUAAGAAACAAAAAAUAAUUAUGCCUUUACAAGUAAUUUAUGAACUUUUAAAUAAUUCUGAUAACUUACAAGAUAAUGAUGAUUUACAAGACGAUAAUGAAAUUGCAAGCCUUGGUGAAUUGUCUCAAUCUUCAUUAAUUAUACCUUCAUGA